This is a messenger RNA of Erinaceus europaeus (western European hedgehog), 2429 nucleotides long. RefSeq names its product solute carrier family 10 member 3 (gene SLC10A3). The record is from RefSeq and is a predicted model, not a curated record. The transcript is spliced from 2 exons. Gene Ontology annotation, biological process: bile acid and bile salt transport. Bases 590 to 2194 code for a protein of 534 amino acids. Lineage: Eukaryota; Metazoa; Chordata; Mammalia; Eulipotyphla; Erinaceidae. Gene Ontology annotation, molecular function: bile acid:sodium symporter activity. Gene Ontology annotation, cellular component: membrane.
AGGCGGGCGCGGAGGGCGCCGUCCUGGGGCGGGCGCCGGGGUCACCCCGCACGGCCUGGCCUGGCCUGGCCCCGCGUAGGGGAGAGGCCCCCGCCCACAGCGACUGCCGGGGCCUCCGGCCGCUCCGCAGGCGUCGCCCAGCGCGAUCCCGCAGCUGCUGGUAGGAGGCCGGGGUGACUGGCCCGCACACGGGGCGAGGGGCGCGCGGAGGCCGCCAGACCCGACCCGCUGCUGGGGACGCGCCGCACAGGUGACCCGCGGCCGGGACAGCCCCCAAGCCCGCACUGCCUCCGCCCUACCGCCCACACUCCCCGUGAGCUCCAGCCUCGCCCGCGUCAGUGCGGGGACGCCCGGCCGGACGCGGGUCUUCAGGGAAGUGGCCCGGAGCCAGCAGCAGGAGCCCCGGGCGACUGUGCCGACACAUGGGACCCUGGCCGCCGCCUGCCCCACUUCCAGCACCGCCCCUCCCACCCUAGACACUGGGGUACACGUGGGCGCGCGCCCACAUGUGCCGAGCAGCCCCAGGAGCUGCGAGUCGGGAGCCGCCCGGGGAGCGGGAGCGUCGAGGGAGGAGAGAUUCUCGGGCGAAAUGGGGCCCUACCUGACCCCCUCCCGCUGCCACUCCCGACACCCCCCCAGGGGACCCGGGGCCCGCUGUCCAGCAGGACCCCCGUGUCACCUCAACCACAAGGAGUCGCUCUGCCAUCCAGGACAGCAGUGGUGGGUCAGGCCCCACUCAUGGGCCCUUCUCAGGGCAGCUCAGAGCCCCCAGCAGGCCCAGGCCCACUGCCCUUCAGGAGGCACCAUGCUGUUAGGGAAAGGUGCGGGCAGCUCUCCGAGGUGGCUCCUGGCUGCUCUGCUGCUCACCAGCCUGCCGCGGGGCAUCCAGGGAACAGGCAGUGCCAACCUCAGCUUGGCAGCAGGCUACCCUGUGCCACUGGCGGGGGGCUCCUACCUGAGCAUCGGCGACGGCUCCGUGAGGCAGUUUGAGUUCCCCGAGAAGAGCCAGGGCGUCAUUGUGAUCUCCAGCCGCUACCCAGGACAGAGCAAUAGGACGGGGCCCGGCCCCACGCUGAGGGUCAGCUCCCUGGACACGGAGGUGCUGACGGUGCGGAACGUGAGUGCCAUGAGCUGGGGCGGAGGGGAAGGCUUCGUGGUGAGCAUCCGCUCGGGCCUGCCGGGGCUCGCCCCGCUCCACAUCCAGCUUCUGGAUCCCCGUGCGGCUCCGCCCUCGCUGAUCGAGGAGCGGCGUGAUUUCUGCAUCAAGGUGGCACCCAGCGAAGAGCCCCCCACCUCCCUGGGCGUGGGCCUGCUGCAUUUCUCCGAGAACCCAGUCCUCUACCUGCUGCUGCCCCUCAUCUUUAUCAACAAGUGCUCCUUCGGCUGCAAGGUGGAGCUGCAGGUCUUGAAGGGGCUCCUGCAAAGCCCGCAGCCCGUGCUGCUGGGCCUGCUGGGCCAGUUCCUAGUCAUGCCCUUCUAUGCCUACCUGAUGGCCAAGGUCUUCGCGCUGCCCCAGGCCCUGGCCCUGGGCCUCAUCAUCACCUGCUCCUCGCCUGGCGGCGGGGGCAGCUACCUCUUCAGCCUCCUCUUGGGUGGCGACGUCACCCUGGCCAUCUCCAUGACCUUCAUCUCCACGGUGGCGGCCACCGGCUUGCUGCCUCUGUCUUCCACUGUCUACAGCUACCUGCUCAGCAUCCACGAAACGCUGCACGUGCCCAUUUCCAAGAUCCUGGGGACCCUGCUGUUCAUCGCCGUGCCCACGGCAGCCGGCGUGGCCAUCAGGUGCACGCUGCCCCGGCUCUCACAGCUGCUGCUGCAGGUCAUCAAGCCCUUCAGCUUCCUGCUGCUCCUGGGCGGCCUCCUCCUGGCCUACCGCAUGGGUGUCUUCAUCCUGGUGGGCGUCCAGCUGCCCAUUGUGCUGGUGGGUCUCACGGUGCCCCCGGUCGGCCUGCUGGUGGGCUACUGCCUGGCCGUGUGCCUGAAGCUGCCCGUGGCGCAGCGGCGGACCAUCAGCAUGGAGGUGGGGGUGCAGAACAGCCUGCUGGCCUUGGCCGUGCUGCAGCUGUCCCUCUGCCGCCUUCAGGCUGACUACGCCUCCCAGGCGCCCUUCAUUGUGGCGCUGAGUGGCACCUCGGGGAUGCUGGCCUGGGUGGUGGGCCACUCUAUCUAUACCAGCCUGUGCCCAGUCUCCUGAGGGCACGCUCUCCCGUGCCCGCCCCCACCACAGCCCCCACUGCUCAGGUGUACCGACAGGCCUUUAGUUCUCAUGCACUAUGCACUCAGAAAAACCCAAACUUACUAUUGUUUUUGCUUUUUUUUUUUUUUUUUUUUACUUCUUUUGUAUUCUCCAGCUUCCAGUGCCAAAGAGGGCGAGCAGUCUCAGGCAGGUGGGCCCCGCCCAGAAAGUGUGUGAAUAAAAGAGAGAAGCA